Messenger RNA from Camelina sativa (false flax), 2313 nucleotides. NCBI's taxonomy places the organism in Eukaryota, Viridiplantae, Streptophyta, Magnoliopsida, Brassicales, Brassicaceae. The record is from RefSeq and is a predicted model, not a curated record.
AUGUCGAACUCGUUUUGGGGAUUAGUCUCUCUCGUUUCCAUCCUCCACUGUGUCGCUGCUCUCCGAUGUCGUCCAGACCAAACCGAGACACUUAAACGUUUCAAAAACGAGUUUCAGUUCUCCAGCAUCUGCAGCGACGACAUCAACUUCUUCAGCGGUGUGGUUUGCGAUAACACGACUGGUGCAAUUACGUUUCUUGAACUCCCCGGUGGAUGUUUACGUGGAACUCUGAGACCAAACAGUAGCCUAUUCGAGUUAAGUCAUCUCCGUCACCUAAACCUCUCUUUCAACAACUUCGAUUCUUCUCCCUUGUCCUCUGCUUUUGGUCAACUCAAAAAUCUUGAGGUUUUGCUUCUCUCCUCUAAUGGCUUUGCCGGCCAAGUUCCUUCUUCGAUACGUAACCUACCCAAAUUAUCCAAAUUACAGCUUUCCCACAACAAGCUCACUGGUAGUUUAGAUCCAUUUGUACAGAAUCUAACCAAGCUAGAUCUUUCUUUUAAUCAAUUCUCUGGAACCAUACCUUCUUCUCUCAUCACCAUGCCUUUCCUGUCUUUUCUUGAUUUGAGCGACAAUCAUCUCACUGGCUCAUUUGAAAUCACUAAUAUUUCUUCGUCUAACCUCGAGAUUUUACUACUUGGGAAUAACCAUUUUGAUGCAGAGAUCAUAGAUCCUAUUUUAAAGUUGGUUAAUCUCCAGUAUCUCAGCCUCUCUUCCUUAAACAUAAGCCAUCCGGUUGACUUAACAAUCUUCUCUUCUCUCCGAUCUUUGUCAUACCUUCAUCUUUCCAGAACCAGUUUAACACCAUGGAGUGUGAAUUCAAACAUCGGAGUUCCAAAGGAUAUGGAGAUCUUGAUCUUGUCCGGAUGCAACAUCAGUGAAUUCCCCAGAUUCUUGAAGUCCUUAAAGAAGUUAUCGUUUUUAGAUCUUUCCAACAACAGAAUCAAAGGGGACAUUCCUGAUUGGUUAUGGAGUCUUCCUCUUUUAGCCUCUCUGGAUCUUCACAACAAUUCAUUCACCGGAUUCAAAGGUUCGCUGGAUCAUGUUUUAGCCAAUUCAUCGGUACAAAUAUUAGAUAUUGCUUCAAACUCUUUCAAAGGUUCAUUCCCUAAUCCACCGGUCUCCAUCAUCAACUUGGCUGCUUGGAACAAUAGUUUCACAGGAGAGAUACCUCUCUCAGUCUGUAACCGAACCGCUCUCGAUCUUCUUGAUCUAUCCUACAACAACUUCACCGGCUCAAUCCCUCCAUGUAUGGGUAAUUUUACCAUAGUGAAUCUCCGGAAAAACAAGUUGGAAGGAAACAUUCCAGACGAAUUCUAUAGUGGUGCUUUGACACAGACAUUUGAUGUUGGAUACAACAGGCUAACCGGAAAGCUUCCAAGAUCACUCUUGAACUGCUCUCUCCUAAGGUUUCUAAGUGUGGAUCACAACAGAAUCAAUGACUCGUUUCCCUUCUCGCUCAAGCCAUUGCCAAAUUUGAAAGUCCUUAUUCUCCGUUCAAAUAGAUUUUGGGGUCCUAUAUCUCCACCUGAUGAGCAAGGUCCUCUUGCAUUUCCCAAGCUCCAAAUACUUGAAAUAUCGCAUAACAGAUUUACCGGAACAUUACCAAUAAAUUACUUUGCGAACUGGAGUGCAACAUCCGCCAAGAUGAAUGAUGAAAAGAGGCUAUAUAUGGGAUUUUAUUCGUAUGAUCAGUUUGGCUAUGAAGAUACGUUGGAUUUGCAAUACAAAGGUCUAUACAUGGAGCAAGGAAAAGUUCUUACUUUCUACUCUGCCAUUGAUUUCUCUGAUAACAAACUCGAAGGAGAGAUUCCAGUAUCUAUUGGUCUUUUGAAUACAUUGAUUGCCCUCAACUUAUCAGACAACUCAUUCAAUGGACAUAUCCCUAUGUCUUUCGCCAAUGUGACUGAGCUCGAGUCAUUAGACCUGUCAGUUAACAAUCUUUCAGGGGAGAUUCCACAAGAACUCGGGAGACUAUCGUAUUUGGCAUACAUAGAUGUGUCUAAUAAUCAGCUCACUGGUAGAAUACCACAAGGGACACAAAUCAUAGGUCAGCCUAAAUCCUCAUUUGAAGGGAAUCGAGGGUUAUGUGGUCUUCCUCUUGAAGAAAACUGUUUAAGGGAAGACACACCAUCCACACAUGAGCCCAAAGAAGAAGAUGAAGAAGGAAUAUUGGAGUGGAGAGCAGCAGCAAUAGGGUAUGGGCCAGGAGUGUUGUUUGGACUGGCAAUAGGACAUGUUGUUGCAUUGUACAAGCCUUGGUGUUUCAUCAAGAUUGAUGGUCAGAACAUUCUCAGAGGCAUCAGACACCUUUAG